Messenger RNA from Alosa sapidissima (American shad), 2032 nucleotides. It is a transcript of the gene tpst2, whose product is annotated as tyrosylprotein sulfotransferase 2. Gene Ontology annotation, molecular function: protein-tyrosine sulfotransferase activity. Bases 704 to 1795 code for a protein of 363 amino acids. The record is from RefSeq and is a predicted model, not a curated record. Gene Ontology annotation, cellular component: Golgi apparatus. Lineage: Eukaryota; Metazoa; Chordata; Actinopteri; Clupeiformes; Clupeidae. Gene Ontology annotation, biological process: peptidyl-tyrosine sulfation. The transcript has 6 exons.
UGCCAGAUAUUAGGUGUGUCCCCUUACUGUUUCCUAUCCAGAUAAAAGUUUCUUUUCUUUGAAGAGUAAUUCCUUAUCGUUGUUGCAGGCUCUCAAGCAAUCCGUGUGGUUUUUAAGCUGGGCCAGGGGUUCCUCUUUGCUCUGCUUCUUCACGACUGAACAGGAAGUAUCGUGGGUGUCGACAAACGGAGGGUUCAGCUAACUGACCUGUGCAGAUAAGCAUCCACGGAGCGAGAGCCAAGUUUUUUUUUUGUUGUCCUCUUCGACCUGUUCCCGUACAGAGCUGGGUUUGUUUGCCGAUUUCAGUGGAUUGUGGUAGAGCACUGCACGUGAGUGUCGACUGAAUUAACUACUUCCUUGCAUUUCUAAUCUCCUCCUGCAAUCUCACCAGAGGAACAAACCACUGGCUGCUUUUAGUUUUUCCGCUUGAGGCUCCAAGCGCUGCAAAGCAUGUCUCAAGAUCCGUAGGCCCCUGGGCUGCAUGCUUUGGCUAGGUCUGACCAGCCUGGUGGCUGGAAUUUUCGGCUGGGUCUGACCAGCCUGGUGGCUGGCAUCUUCAACUGGGUCUUAACUGCCUGGUGUUUGGUGCUUUUGGCUGGGUUUGACCGGCCUGGUGGCUGGUUCUUUUGGCUGGGUCUGAUCGGCCAGGUGUUGGUGUGGAGAGGUGCUGCCGGCGGGCCGGCGGCCAUGUUUCUUUAGCAGGAUGCGUGUGUCCCUGCGGCGCGCAGCCUCCUCGCUGCUCUGGCUGCUCUUCCUGACGCUCCUGGUGAAGACGCUGCAUUGGCUACAGGACUGCCCGGAUGACCCUUACCGGAGCAGCAGUGCCUACGUGCUGGUGAGGGACCUCCACAACCAGCUGCACGGCUACAACCGCAGCUCGCCGCUGGUGUUUGUGGGCGGCGUGCCGCGCUCUGGCACCACCCUUAUGCGUGCCAUGCUGGACGCACACCCGGACAUCCGCUGCGGCGAGGAGACUCGGAUCAUUCCCCGGCUGCUGGCCCUGCGGCAGGGCUGGGCAACGGACAGGGCGGAGAGGGAGCGCCUGAGCGAGGCAGGGGUCACACAGGAGAUGCUGGACGCCGCGGUGACGGCCUUCCUGCUGGAGGUCAUCGUCCGUCAUGGAGAGCCGGCGCCGUUGCUAUGCAACAAGGACCCCUUCACCCUCAAGAGUGCCGUCUACCUUUCUCAACUCUUCCCCAAUUCCAAGUUCAUCCUGAUGCUGCGUGAUGGCCGAGCGUCCGUGCACUCCAUGAUCUCGCGGCGGGUCUCCAUCACCGGCUUCAACCUGUCCAGCUACCGCGACUGCCUCAGCAAGUGGAACCGCGCCAUACAGGGCAUGUUCUGGCAGUGCCAGCAGGUGGGCACCCACCGGUGCCUGGAGGUGCACUACGAGGACCUUGUGCUCCAUCCGCGUGCCAGCCUGGAGCGUGUGCUCCGCUUCCUGGAGAUGGACUGGCAUGAGGGCGUCCUGCAUCACGAGGAUGCCAUAGGCAAGCCAGGCGGCGUGUCCCUGUCACGCAUCGAGCGCUCCACAGAUCAGGUGAUCAAACCGGUUAACCUGGAAGCUCUGACGCGCUGGGUCGGACACAUUCCUCCGGACGUCCUGUCUGACAUGAAGAACAUCGCACCCAUGCUGCGCAGACUGGGCUACGACCCGAACGCCAAUCCCCCCGAAUAUGGGCAGCCAGACGCCGUGGUGAUCAACAACACAGACCGGGUGCGCAAGGGAGAGUUCAAAAUGCCAUCAAGUCUGAAAGGUCAACCAAAAGUUCAAAUGAAUGGAACUGCCCCAUAGUCAUGACAGAGAAUGUGGCCGUGGUUAUGGGUGAACACAGAGCAACAUAACACACUGAUAAAAUGCGGCUAUGGGGAGGAAAACGUCACGGCACACAAGACCAUCUGCCCAGAGUCCAAAGGAGACUGACUGUUAUGCCAAUCAGAGAUUGGCCUACUUAAAGGCAGCUUACCUGCUCCUCAUGUACAUGUGUGAUUGCAAGAAAUCUUUUCAAAUAAAAUCCGUUGUCAACUGAAA